GAUACGAACUGAAAUUUAUGUCUGUUUUAUUCGUUAUACUGCUGUAAAAGCUUGUGUAGUUAGUUAAUUGUGAAAUGGAUUUGAAUGAUGAUAUAGAAUUAAGUGAAGACGAAGAAAUCACAGUAGAAACAGUGUUAAAAACAGUACAGUGCGCAUGGCAAAAUGAACGUUUAGCGCCAGAAAUCCUACCCCACCGCAACGAUAUGGUAGAAUGCAUGUUGGGACAAAUACAGCACAUGGAAAGAAACAUCAACAAACUCCCUAAAACGGAUCUUAGAGCGUCCAUUCAUAAAAUGGAAUUAAGUAGAAUAAAAUUUGUAAUAUGUAAUUACUUAAAAACUAGACUACAUAAGAUAGAGAAAUUUUGUAUUCCCAUAGUUAAUGAAGAAAGACAACGAAUAGAAUCAGGAACCAACUAUCUGACACCGGCCGAGUUCAAAUAUGCCCAGGAGUAUUUAUUGAACAUGGAGAAUCAUUUAAAAAAAGUUGUUUUGAAUAAAGUGCCUGGCAACAUGCAAGGCCUGGAAUUGAGCAAGCUGGCAGUAUACCCUAACUUACACAGUCAUGUGUUCCUGAAGGCGAACGACACCAUCACUGGAGUAGUCCUAGAGGACCAGCCUGGAGACCAGGAUGAAGAAAUAGACUUGGAAGAUGGAUCACAACACAUCCUGCAGUACAAACCAAUAGCUGAACUAGUCAAAAACGGAAAGGUUCAGUUAGUGUGAGAGGAAGUGCGGCACUGUACAGAACACAGUAAUAAGUGGUUGUGUAAAAUGCAGGCUUCAACACAAGUCUGCGAGAUAACAUAAGCCAUAUUGUCAUCACAAUACUAUGCUACAUUCAGUGUUUUUAAGAAUAGCAAUUAUUCAUAUGGGUUUUGUAUAUAUAUACCUAUUAAUCAAAAAAUUUGUAUACACAUAAGUGAUAAGAGUGAGUGAAAUGUAAUUGUAUGCAAUAUAAUGAAUUGUCUUCACAACUAUGUACAGUUACAGUCAAGGUCUUAACCUCCAAAGGCCCAAGGUCCUACCUAUAGUACUUAUUCAGUUCGCUGAAAUUUAAAUCAUAUUCAAUUGGAACAGAGUCGCAUUUGUUUUGUUUCGAUCAAUUUUCAAAUAAAAUCUAAAUCAACUCUAUUCCCUGCACUAGGGGUUCAAAUUUCGGUGGCUAAUUCUGGAUUUUUCAUUUGUAUGACUGGGCCUUAGGAGGUUAAUUAUUGACACAGGCAAAGCA
Cydia fagiglandana is the source of this 1230-nucleotide messenger RNA. RefSeq names its product DNA replication complex GINS protein SLD5 (gene Sld5). Lineage: Eukaryota; Metazoa; Arthropoda; Insecta; Lepidoptera; Tortricidae. Bases 75 to 725 code for a protein of 216 amino acids. The record is from RefSeq and is a predicted model, not a curated record. Gene Ontology annotation, cellular component: GINS complex. Gene Ontology annotation, biological process: double-strand break repair via break-induced replication; DNA-templated DNA replication. The transcript has 2 exons.